AUGUCCACCCUUGAGGACCUCGACGACCUUGAGCGCGAGACCAGAGACAAGAAGCAAGACCAGGAAGAUGGUGACGACAAGAAGCCUAGUGACAAUGAGGAUGCGGAAAUGGCCGAUGCCGACAAGAAGGAUGAGGAAGAGGAGCUCCUAGAUGAGGAAAUCCUGCACUCAAGCACCGCAGAUAUCGUCAAGCGGCGGCGGAUGCUGGAGAACGAGAUGCGGAUUAUGAAGAGCGAAUUCCAACGUUUGACACACGAGCAAAGUACAAUGAGGGAAAAGGUCAAGGAUAAUCAAGAAAAGAUUGAGAACAACAGACAACUACCAUACCUCGUUGGAAACGUUGUCGAGCUAUUGGAUCUGGAUGUGGAGGCUGAGGCAGCGGAGGAAGGAGCCAACAUCGAUCUGGAUGCCACCCGCGUGGGCAAAUCCGCUGUCAUCAAGACUUCGACCCGUCAGACUAUCUUCCUCCCGCUUAUCGGUUUGGUCGAUCACGAGAAGCUGAAGCCCGCCGACUUGAUCGGUGUCAAUAAGGACUCAUAUCUCAUUUUGGAUACACUACCCGCCGAAUAUGACAACCGCGUGAAGGCGAUGGAGGUCGACGAGAAGCCAACGGAGAAGUACACGGAUAUCGGUGGUCUGGACAAGCAGAUCGAGGAGAUCGUCGAGGCUAUCGUAUGGCCCAUGAAGGAGGCCGAGCGAUUCAAGAAGCUCGGCAUCAAGGCCCCGAAGGGUGCCUUGAUGUACGGACCCCCCGGUACCGGUAAGACACUUCUGGCCCGAGCCUGUGCCGCCGAGACAAACGCAACCUUCCUUAAGCUCGCCGGUCCCCAACUGGUACAGAUGUUCAUCGGAGAUGGCGCCAAGCUAGUGCGCGACUGCUUCGCCUUGGCCAAGGAGAAGGCCCCCUCAAUCAUCUUCAUUGACGAGUUGGAUGCCGUUGGUACCAAGCGUUUCGACUCCGAAAAGUCCGGUGAUCGUGAAGUGCAGCGAACCAUGCUUGAGCUUCUGAACCAGCUGGAUGGUUUCGCCUCGGACGACCGCAUCAAGGUCCUGGCCGCGACUAACCGUGUCGAUGUUCUCGACCCGGCCUUGUUGCGUUCCGGCCGUCUGGAUCGCAAGAUCGAGUUCCCUCUGCCUAACGAGGAAGCCCGUGCCAACAUCCUCCAGAUUCACUCGCGUAAGAUGUCCGUGGAGGACACUGUCAACUGGGCUGAAUUGGCCCGGUCCACGGAUGAGUUCGGUGGUGCCCAGCUCAAGGCCGUGUGUGUUGAGGCUGGUAUGAUUGCGCUUCGCAAGGGAUUGAGCAAGAUCGGCCACGAGAACUACGUUGAUGCUAUUGCUGAGGUCCAGGCUAAGAAGAAGGAUACCAACAUGGGUAUCUACGUCUAA
This is a messenger RNA of Penicillium verhagenii, 1389 nucleotides long. Its product is annotated as proteasome regulatory particle base subunit RPT5. The record is from RefSeq and is a predicted model, not a curated record. Gene Ontology annotation, cellular component: proteasome regulatory particle, base subcomplex. Lineage: Eukaryota; Fungi; Ascomycota; Eurotiomycetes; Eurotiales; Aspergillaceae. Gene Ontology annotation, biological process: proteasome-mediated ubiquitin-dependent protein catabolic process. The coding region runs from base 1 to 1389 and encodes 462 amino acids. The transcript has 3 exons. Gene Ontology annotation, molecular function: ATP hydrolysis activity; proteasome-activating activity; ATP binding.